Molecule: messenger RNA, 811 nt
Organism: Pezoporus flaviventris
Lineage: Eukaryota; Metazoa; Chordata; Aves; Psittaciformes; Psittacidae
Product: lymphocyte antigen 6E-like
Exons: 3
Coding region: 157-537 (126 amino acids)
Molecular function (GO): acetylcholine receptor inhibitor activity
Source: RefSeq, a predicted model, not a curated record
ACAAACACACCCAUUGCUGAUCACAUCUCAUGUGCUGUCACUCCCCAAACCUCAAAUUACUGUAAUCAAAGGAAGCUAGAGUAACCAUGGUCCUGGUAUAAAACCAUCCCGUGGUGCACCAUCCCACAUUGUUCAGGCUCUGAGGGCACAACGACCAUGAAGGCUGUUCUGAUUGCCCUGCUGGCUGCAGUCCUGUGUGCUGAGCAAGUUUCCUCGCUGUUUUGCUACACGUGUGAAAACGAGCACUCCAACUGGAACUGUCUUAAAACCUACAAGUGUGAAGACAAUGAGAAAUACUGCACAACCACAUAUAGCUCUGCUGGCUUUGGCAAGGACAUGGGACACCGCAUCACCAAGAAGUGCUCUGUAGACUGUCCUGAGACAAACGUGAACUUCGGUGUGGCAGCUUAUUCCACCAAAUGCUGUAGUACCUCCCUGUGCAAUUUCAGCGGUGCCAACAGCAUCAAGAUCAGCUACGCCGUGAUGUUGCUGGGAGCUGUGGCUAGUUUGAUCUGUGUCAUCAAGGCAGGAUUGUGAUAAGGGGUGGGAGAAGAUGUGGCAACCCAAGAACCUACAAGGUAUUCCCCGGUACCAACCAACAUCCUCUGUCAAGUGUCUCCCACAGGGUCUAUGCUACCUUGCUUAUUCCAAGGCACUGCUUCAGAUUCCAUCCACAGAAAUGGCACAGCAGUGUAGCUCCUGUUUUCCCCUCGCUAUCAUACGUUGUUUUAUACUGAUUUUCCCUGGGAAUGCUCUUUUGAUAGCAUGUGUGUGACAAUCGCCAGGCAAAAUAAAGAUUUAUGUUAUUCUA